UCAAGUAAUAUGCUGAGUGGUGAUGUUCCAAUGUCCUUGGGUUCUCAAGAGUCGCUUAUUUCCCUGCAUCUGAAAAACAAUACUCUGCAAGGAAAGAUCCCAAUGUCAUUAAGGAAUCUAGAAUCCUUGGAGACUCUUGAUCUUAGCAUGAAUUCUUUUGAUGGUUUUAUUCCUUGGUGGAUAGGUGAGAGCCUAUCUUCUCUGAAAGUACUGAGUGUUCACUCCAAUAAAUUUGAAGGUGAGAUUCCUCUGCAGCUUUGUUACCUUGCUUCUCUUCGCAUAUUGAACUUGGCAAAUAACGUGAUGACUGGAACCAUACCUAAUUGUUUUGGCAAUUUUACUGCAAUUGCUAUGCAUGAGCAGAAUGGGUAUUGGGACUAUUACACUAUUGCUGGACCCUAUCUGGGUUUUGUAAGAGGCUAUGGUGAGAAUAUGAAGGUUUAUGUCAAAGGAAUAGAGCUUGAAUAUACUAGAACACUUCAAUUUCUCUAUUCCAUUGACCUUUCAGGAAAUAACUUUGUUGGAGAAAUUCCCCAGGAGUUGAUGAAUCUUUCAGGUCUACAGAACCUGAACCUAUCUAGAAACAAAUUGGAUGGACAUAUCCCUUGGAACAUCGGCAAGUUAAGCUCACUAGAAUCACUUGACUUGUCUGAAAAUGAACUUUCUGGCUCUAUUCCAUUCAGCAUUUCUGAUUUGAACUUUUUAAGUCACUUGAAUUUGUCAAUCAAUCACUUAUCUGGACGAAUUCCAACGGGAAACCAACUUCAGACUUUGGAUGACAAAUCCAUCUACAUCGGCAACGAUGGACUUUGUGGACCUCCAUUGAAUAACUGUUCAAACGAUGCAGAUGAAUUGCCUAAAGGUCAUGAAAAAGGUGGCACUACGAGGAAAGAUGACUCUGAAAUGGUUUGGUUCUACAGUGGUAUGGGAAUGGGAUUUGCGGCUGGAUUUGUUGGAGUUUGUAGCAUCUUGUACUUCAACGACUCAUGGAGGUGUGCUUGGUUUGGGUUAGUUGACAGAGUCUACAACAAGCUUUGGGUAACAAUUGCAAUCAAGGCAAAUCAAGUGAAGAGAAAAUUUCUCAGAAACAAAUUAGAAGGAAAUGCAUGA
Molecule: messenger RNA, 1110 nt
Organism: Manihot esculenta (cassava)
Lineage: Eukaryota; Viridiplantae; Streptophyta; Magnoliopsida; Malpighiales; Euphorbiaceae
Product: receptor-like protein EIX2
Exons: 1
Coding region: 10-1110 (366 amino acids)
Molecular function (GO): protein binding
Source: RefSeq, a predicted model, not a curated record